Molecule: messenger RNA, 1929 nt
Organism: Ilex paraguariensis (yerba mate)
Lineage: Eukaryota; Viridiplantae; Streptophyta; Magnoliopsida; Aquifoliales; Aquifoliaceae
Source: the annotation of a GenBank genome assembly
UCCUCUGCAAAACUACUCCUCUCUCCACACUGAAACAGAACUCAUCUGCCGAUCACUUAUCACUUUCCUCCUUAAUUUCUUCAUUAUUGCUUUGAUUAAUUGAUAACCGCUAUGAUUGAUGGUUAUACCAUUAAACCCUUUUGAUAAAAGCGCUUUCUUUCUGUGGGUUUGAGGAUUUCUGUCUUCUCCAUGGUUGAAAGGUUGGGGUUUGCUCAAGGUCAGACCCUUUUCCAUAUUUCCCAUCUGCUGGAAUUCUGAAAUUUGGGUUUGAGGAUUUCGAGAUUUUCCAUGGUUGAAAAAUUGGGGUUUUCUCAAGUUGCAUGCCAAUUGGGAGUAUUCUCACAGUUGCCUAAAGCAUGCUAAUCAGUGGGUUUCUGUUCCAUGCAUGGAUGAAACCAAGUCUUAUAAGCUUGGUGAUAGGAUUACAAGUGACAUUAUUGUACGCUUGAGAAACAAAGAAGGAAGACCUGAAGUUUUCCAUUCACAUUCCGUUGUUCUGAAAAAGAACAGCAAGUAUUUUGCAGAUAGGUUAUCCCAUCCAAACCCUAGUACUUGUAUCGCCGUUCAGUGCUCAGAUUCAGAUUAUGAAUAUCAUGUUGCAUUUUUGAGGCGUCUCUAUCUCCCUGUAGACUCUCUUUUGGACUCCUGGGACUCUGUUCAAUCAGCUGUUGGUGUUCUGCUGGUGGCAGCUGCUUUCUGCUGUGAAGAGAUCACACAGAGCUGCAUCCAGUACUUGGAGGCUGUUCCCUGGGAGGACAAGGAAGAAGAAGAGAUCAUUAAAGCAGUUUCAAAACUGGGUCCAAUAGCUAUGCCCAUUUUGGCCAGAAUCCAACCUGUAGAUUUAAGUGCCACAAGAAAUGUUUUCAUCUCUGCAAUUCGGUUUGCUACGUCCACUGGCAGACCAUGUCCUCCUUUUGGUGAUGAGCUUAAAACCUCAGCUCAGGAACAAGUUGAAUACAUGCUAGGGGAUGAUGAAGACACAGCCCUGGUUACAGCUGAUGAUGAAGUAAAAUCAGAGAUUAGAAUAGGUCUAUCCAAGAUAUGUUUUUCUUUUGAAGAGGAUCUGUCUUCUUUGCUUUUGGAGUCUGAUCUCUCAUGUGAAGCAGCCGAAAACAAAAUUAUGCAGUCUCUCUCUGAUCUCGAGUGGAUGUGUACGAUUCUACCGAAGAUAGACAUGAUGAAAGAUUUUGUUGCUAAUUGGGUAGAUACAUCAGUUAAUGUUCUGAGGGUUGUUGAAGACAAGAAACUUGAUUCUGUUAUGUGGGGUUUGAAAUUUAAAUUAAUAGAAGUGACUACCAAAGUAUUAGAAGCAGUAGGUUAUGGAAAUGUGAUUUUUCCAGCCCCAGGUCGAGUACUAUUGCUAAAGACAUGGCUUCCAUAUGUAAGGAAGAUUAAGCCACUUUUGGAUUCAGUUGGCAGCGAAGAAAUGGGUUAUCCUUACAAGAUGGGUGAAGACUUGUGCCAGAGCAUUGAGGGGGCACUCGUCUCCCUGAUACUGGCAUUGCCAUCGAACGAUCAAGCUGAUAUUCUCGCAGACUGGAUGAACACCGAACAAGUGAGAUAUCCUGACUUGAGCGAGGCUUUUGAGGUUUGGUGUUACAGAACUAAAUCUGCAAAGAGAAGAUUGGUGGAGGGCGUGGACAGAGUGGACAAUGCCACUGUCAGCCUUUGACAUUACUUUUUUGUUGUACGACUAAGGUAUUAAGUGGGGAUUCGUAGAUAAGUUCCACUUCUGUAUGGUGAUAGAGAUAUGCUGUGUUUUGAUAUUGUUAAUUUCUUGUAAUUUCCAAAUGAUCCAAUUGAUGGUGUUAUCAACCACUAAUUUAAACUAGGACAUAACCAGUGGAGCAUCUUUGAAUAUAGGUUGUGAUGUGAUGAUGAACCAAACUGAAGAAAAUGAUGGGCUAGCACUAGCAGGUUGAAUUUUGG